AUGUCUGGCUCCGGCAACAAUUCGCGCUUCACUGCGCCGAACCAGACGACCGAGCAGCGACUGUCGACCAACGUCGUGGGUCUCGUUGAGCUGUCCGACUUCCGCAAGCGGCGCGCCGCGGUUCUUGAGCAGCAGGAACGUGAAGCGCGUGAGGCGGCCAAGGCGGGAUCGACCGAAGAUGCGAGUGACGGGAACGGAGGAACCGGGUCAGCGACCCCCGACGCCGGCCGCGAUUCGCCAGCGGGAACAGGCGACGCAGCAGCCGGUACAGGCGGCAGCGAGGCGGAGGGUGGCCCGGCCAAGAAGAAGACGAAGACCAAGGACGGCAAGAGCAAGAAGAAAAAGGGUGGCAAGACGAGCAAACUAUCCUUUUUGGAGGACGACGAAGGCGACGACGAAGACGGUCACGGUGACGACGACGUCGAUCAUAAGAAGAGCAAGGCCAGCGCGAAAGAUUCGACCUCGUCCUCCCUGUCGCCCUCGCCGUCGAGCACGAGCGACCUGCCUCCCAUCAAAUCGUUCACGCAACAAGCACUGCGGCGGCAGGCAGCCGAGCGUGAAGCGCUGCGCAAAGAGUUUUUGGCGCUGCAGGCGGCCGUCAAGGCCAGCGAGGUGGCCAUUCCCUUUGUCUUUUACGAGGGCGCCAACAUCCCCGGCGGCACGGUGCGCGUCAAAAAGGGCGACCAUGUGUGGCUGUUUCUGGACCGCAGCCGCAAAGUGGGUGCGCGCCUGGGUGUCGGCGAGAAGCGGUUGAGCAAGGCGCGGCUGCACUGGGCGCGCAUCAACGUGGACGACCUGAUGCUGGUCCGCGGCAAUCUCAUUAUACCCCAUCACUAUGACUUUUAUUUUUUCGUCAUCAACAAGACCCUUGGCCCUGGCGGCGAGCGGGUAUUCAACUAUACCAACGAGGCGCCGACAACGGCAGCACCGAUGGCCCCUCUCACGACGCCGCGCAACAGCGUGAAAAAGGACGGCGGUGGUGAUGGUGAGGCGGCGGCGGCGGCGGAGGACGAAGAUUUUAGUCACCUCGAAGGGGCCGACGACGAUCCGGGCCUCACAAAGGUUGUCGACCGCCGCUGGUACGAGCGCAACAAGCACAUCUUCCCGGCGAGUCUCUGGCAGGAGUUUGACCCGGAGGAAGACUAUGUCCACCAAGUGCGGCGCGACCAGGGCGGCAAUGCCUUUUUCUUUACCCCCAAGUGA
Messenger RNA from Sporothrix brasiliensis 5110, 1203 nucleotides. Its product is annotated as protein FAM50. The transcript is spliced from 2 exons. Bases 1 to 1203 code for a protein of 400 amino acids. Gene Ontology annotation, cellular component: nucleus. Gene Ontology annotation, biological process: chromatin organization. Lineage: Eukaryota; Fungi; Ascomycota; Sordariomycetes; Ophiostomatales; Ophiostomataceae. The record is from RefSeq and is a predicted model, not a curated record.